Cladocopium goreaui is the source of this 4584-nucleotide messenger RNA. The record is from the annotation of a GenBank genome assembly. NCBI's taxonomy places the organism in Eukaryota, Dinophyceae, Suessiales, Symbiodiniaceae.
AUGGCGCUCAAAUCCGGUGUAUCCGCUUGCCUCAUCCUUGCAUUGUGCGUGAGCUGCGAGAACCUCGGCAAGGAGACUGAGAAAAGCCGAGCGCCUUUCCUCCCCAGGUCCGAGAACCUUGGCAAGGAGACUGAGAAGAGUGGAGGAUUCUGGUUCCCUCGGUCCGAGAACCUCGGCAAGGAGACUGAGAAGAGCGGAGUGCCCUUCCUCCCUCGGUCCGAGAACCUUGGCAAGGAGACUGAGAAGAGUGGAGGAUUCUGGUUCCCUCGGUCCGAGAACCUCGGCAAGGAGACUGAGAAAAGCCGAGCGCCUUUCCUCCCCAGGUCCGAGAACCUUGGCAAGGAGACUGAGAAGAGUGGAGGAUUCUGGUUCCCUCGGUCCGAGAACCUCGGCAAGGAGACUGAGAAGAGCGGAGUGCCCUUCUGGCCUCGGUCCGAGAACCUCGGCAAGGAGACUGAGAAGAGCGGAGUGCCCUUCCUCCCUCGGUCCGAGAACAUUGGCAAGGAGACUGAGAAGAGUGGAGGAUUCUGGUUCCCUCGGUCCGAGAACCUCGGCAAGGAGACUGAGAAAAGCGGAGCGCCUUUCCUCCCUCGGUCCGAGAACCCUGGCAAGGAGACUGAGAAGAGUGGAGUGCCCUUCCUCCCUCGGUCCGAGAACCUUGGCAAGGAGACUGAGAAGAGUGGAGGAUUCUGGCGAGCUGAGCUGCGCUCGCUCUUCCGAGCUGCCGUGGUGGACGUGACGCCCAAGGGAGGCAGUGGCUUCUUGAGAGCCCGGACCACCAGCAAGGUCUCACAUGUCCAAAGUUACAUUGAGGUUUGUUCUGGUGCUGGUUUUUCUGGCCUGGGGUUCAAGCAUGCCGGUUUUCACCCAAAAUGUGCUGUUGAGUUGCAACCAAAAUUGGCAGAGCUUCACCGCAGCAUUCACCCAGGGAUCCCAGUCAUCAAUGCAGACAUCACGGAUGAUCGAACGGCAGCCUUGAUUCACCAGGUGUGCCCCGAGCCCACUACGCUCAUGGCUGGAAUAGCCUGCCAGCCUUACAGCCCAGCUGGAAAGCAAGAUGGAGGCAGUGAUGUUCGAGCAGCCACACUCCCUGCAACACUGAGGUUGGCAAUUUUUUUGCAGUCUCCCACCCUGGUGUUAGAAUGCGUAGCGGCAGCAAGGUCAAAUGAAUACGUGCUUGCACACAUCCGUGAGUUGGAGUCUCAAAUGGGCUUUCAUGUUGUGGACUGUUGCGUGAAGUUGGAAGAGGUUUGGUCUGGUAUGAGGUACCGAUGGUGGUUGAUUGCCACACACCGCAGACUUGGCCGUGUCCUUGUCCCUUCCUUCCCAAAAGGGUCACCGUUGGUUGUACGGGAUCUUAUGCCUUACACCAAAAGAUGGAGUGAUGAAGAUGAAGCCCAACUUGCCUUGACCCAACAAGAAAUCGAAAGGUUCCAACUUGGGGGUGAACCCUUGCGGAAAUAUGUCGUCCAACCGGACCAAAAGCUGCCAACAGCCUUGCAUAGUUGGGGAGGACAGACUCAGGCAUGCGCUUGUGAAUGCCGGCCACAGGGUUUUGCUGACCUCACCCUGCAAUCACGUGGACUUUUUGCUCAGCUGCUUCAGAUCCCUGGGUUAAGCAAUCAGAUCAAGUACCGUCACAUGCAUGCCUGUGAAGUUGCCAUUCAUAAUGGGGUCCCACCACUUCAACAAUGGAGCAGUGAUGCCAGACUGAAUCUGUGCGCAGUUGGGCAAUUGGCCAGUCCGUUUCAUGCAACAUGGGUAGCAACAGCGAUCCUCGCCCAUGUUCAAAAGCUUUUUGGACAUGGCGCCCCAUUGGAACCACUCCGGUCACUGAGCAGUUUAAAACAUGUGGUUUUGCAGCAGAGCAAGGAACUUUUCCCUGCUAUCCCACGUGCUGUGCAGUUGCCAACGGAGGAACCCAGUGCACCACUUGGUUUUGCAUCGCCAAGUGGAAAACCUCAGGUUGAAGUCUCUGACAAUGUCGGAGCCACAGUGACAAUCAUGCACCAGCCUGAUAGCACAGUUCGACACUUGCUGGAAGCCGAAUGUGACUUGAUGCAUGUGCCUUUGUAUGAAGUCCAGGUGUGUACUAUGGAUGGUGUUGCUUUGCCAGCUGAUGCCCGCCUUUGUGAACACAAAGCCAUCCUGUUGAAAAAGCAUGGAUUCGAACCCCCGACAUGUGCCCAGCCUGACCCGGAAGUGCCUUUCAUGCCUGAAGACAUGGUCCCAUACCAACCUGAAGAUGUGGUUGCCAUGAAUGCACCUGCAGGUGAUGUUGCCACACAAGUUGAUUCCGAUGUUGACAUGUCAUGCCAUGACCAUGUUGCCCCUAUGCCCAUUGAACAUGUCAGUGUGCCCACCACCGUGCCGCCUACUGUUCUCAGUGAUGAAUCAGUACAGGCACUGCUGCAGUUGUCCACAAGUGGUUUGCUGGCCAUGGUACCUCCACUAGCGCCUGAUGUCAAGCUGUGUGCCACCCUGAGGUCCCAACGAGUCUCUUGGACUUUCCGAGACCAAUUGUUGACCAACCAGGCGCAUGUUUGGGCGGAUGAUGAAUUACUGUGGCACAUCCAGCUCAACUACUCAGCUUUGCCCCGAAAUGAUGAGGAACUGAACGAGCUUAGCACUCAACUUCGAGCCCAGUUUCGAGUCUCCCACAUGUCUGCAGUCAGUGUCCGUCGGCCGUGGUGUUGGGGAGCUGGAAGUGAGGAGUUGCCUACACUCCUUGCCACGCUCCUGCAGUUUCAUGGUGUGCCUCAGACACUGUCCAAGCAACGUGCCAAACUCGUCAUGCAGAGCCUUGGAAAAGACCAAGUCAGAACAGCACUUGAAGGAGUUUCUCCGUGGAAAAGCCUCAAGCAACUUGCCAACCAGCACAAGCCGGUCAUUCAGUUGGUCAUGCCGGAUGAACUUGCCAUGGUUGUCCAAGACCGCAAGAAGAAGCCAGCCACCAAAGACAAGCAGUCUCGCCCGAGACAAGUGCCAGCCAAGCCAGUUGACCUUGAUCCAAGCAGGUUGCAACUUGAGCCGGAUACGUUCUGUACAACACCUGAUGUCAUGAUGAUGCAGAUCCCACUGACACAAGUUGGACCUCUUGCCACCGGUGUUGCAUUGGUGACCCAUGCCGAAGCCAUGCCUUUCCUACAGGCAAACCAAGUGCUGACAGCUAAGGGACUUGCACUGCUCAUUGUCAAUGGCCCAGGUGACAUCCGCACAGACCUGCAAUGGAGCUCAAUCCGGUUUGCCGCCAGAUGCGCAGUCAACCAACAACCAGUGUUGCUGCAUGGGAUUUUGGUCCAGCUAGGUGGCACUUUAGUGAGCCCCUACAGCCGUCCAGUCAAUGUCUCUGUCCCUGAUGUUCCGGUCACCUGUGCACGUGUCACGAUUUUCCAAGACCAAUGGCAGCAAGAUUGGGAAACCUUUGCGGCCCACCCAGUCAAAGAAGCACUGCAGCAUAUCAUGCCCCUCCAAACAUGCCAUGCCGACAACUGUUCAUGUGACAAAUGGCACAAGGACCCCAUGGACCAUGCUCAGGAUGUUGUUCUUGAUGUUUUCAAGCGACAGUUUUUCUCUGAUAGUGGUCGCCCUGUCCGAGCUCACCAAGCCAGCCACUUCAGUUUUCAGGUCAGGUACUUGAAACAGCAGGAACCAGCAGUGUUGAAAUGCAGUGGGGUUGCAGGUUUGUACAUAGAGCCACGCAUGCCAGACUCAUCCGCACCAUCGGAUGAAUUCCAAGUUGUUUGGAUGCCCCAGGUUGGACUCAAAGAAGCUCAGCACACCAUGCAGUGCGAACCGUUGAGCACUGGACUUGCACGUUCUGGUCGGAGGUAUGGGAUCAGAGUUCAGGCCAAGCAUUUUCAGGCAGUUUACGCAAAACUGAAGCCCAACAGCCAGUUCCUUGCACCAGGUGAGAGGCUCAACUGGCACUGUGGCCCAUGGCCUUUUGGGAGUGACCGUCGAAUGCUGGCCAAGGUGUUCGCAGAAAUGCAAUGGCAAGCCAGGCCUUUACAGCCGGCCAUGACUGUUGAAGGUGGGAUCAUGUGGCUUGUUCAAUCGGUGACAGAACCACCAAAAGCUGUUUGGACGUUGCAGCAUGGCCCAGUUGUUGUGUCACGAUGUGAAUCCAUGUCUGCCAACAUGCUCCAGUCCAGUCAUGUCAUUGGUCCCAAAUCCACCGUCGAGCUUUGCAGCACUCAUGCCGACACUGACCCCUGGCUCACCCAUGAUCCAUGGCAAGGAGCUCUGAAGCAUGUGCCGCUCCAGCAGGCAACUCCGGUCGUGACCCAGAUACAGGAAAUGGAGGAGCGAUUGGAAAAGUCAAUUCUUGCCAAGUUGCCUUGUGAACGCAUGGAAACUGACGAAGACGAAAGCCGUGUGCAGCAACUCGAGCUUCAGCUCCAGCAGUUGGCCAAUCGCCAACAAACCUUAGAGGGCCUUGUCAAUGAACACCACCACCAGCACACCGCCCAAGUUCAGACCAAACCAUCGCCUGUGGUGAGCCAUCCCUUUGUCAUGCCAAAAGUUUUUGCAAAGUUUUGGGUCCUCAUGCUGUGCUUUUUCGGGCUCUCCUGUCGCAUUGGA